Messenger RNA from Closterium sp. NIES-65, 516 nucleotides. Lineage: Eukaryota; Viridiplantae; Streptophyta; Zygnematophyceae; Desmidiales; Closteriaceae. The record is from the annotation of a GenBank genome assembly.
AUGGCGAAUAGCGAAGAUGUUAUCGUGCCAGCGGACCUGGAAGAUGACGUUGCUGGGUCAGCAUCGGCGUUGCGCGUGUCGCCAUGGUGCGCGCCGUGGCUGUGGUCGGCGGUUAAGGUGGUGCUGCUCGUGCUGCUCUGGCACACCUUCAGCACGGCGCUCUCCCUGUACAACAAGGUGCUGAUCGGUGCGAAGCACCGGCGCUUACCAGCGCCACUGCUCAUGACCACCGUGCACUUCUUCGUGCAGGGCGCCAUCGCCUCACUGCUGCUUCCACUCGUGACUGCCAUCUCCUGGCGCGACUACUUUGUGCGAGUGGUGCCCACGGCAGUGGCCACAUCGCUUGACAUUACCCUCUCCAGCUUCUCCCUCGCGCUCGUCACCCGCACCUUCUACUCCAUGUGGUGGGGGAGACGGAGUUUGAGCUGCUGGGCUUCAUCUUCGUCAUGCUGGCCUCAUUCAUGGCGGGUCUCUGAUGGGUGCUGCUGCAAGUGCUCCUCCAGAGGGACACACUUG